CUUGCACGUGAAACGAAACCAAAACCUCCUCUCUCCCUCAUGGUGUGACGUCUUUUACUUCCUGCGUUUCGUCGCGUUUCUACAGCUACGUAAUCCCCUUUAAACGUGUCUCCCCGUAAUCGCGUUUGACGUAUCUGAAAAUAGAACGUUCUAUGUAACCGAGCCUGGCUUCGUUCCUCCUAAUUGGAUAAUAAAUUUGACGCGCCUCCGAUGGCGGCUUUGCGUAUGGUGCGAAUUAUCAAAUAAAUUAUCCACCAGGUUAUUGUUCAACUACAUAAAUCGCAGUGGGCUACGCGAUCAUUUAAAAAUUUGUAUAAUUCAGUUGGUCAAUUAUAUCGUUCAAGAGAUUUUAGAUAUUCGAUGAGAACGCAUCACACCGUCAAUUGUCCUCGUUUCGGAAAUUAAACGCUGUGAAAACUCGUUCGCUUAAAUAAAAAGUAGAAAGAAAAGAAGGAGAGAAAAGAUGUAAGAAGAAAAAGACUUUUCACGCACGGUACGCGUUGCUCGCGGGUAAUGCAAUUUUAUCGGCCACUUUUCCGCUUCUUUCGCCGCGAAGCGACAUGGUCUUCCACUGAAAUAUCAUUGCGAGCCAGAGGCGGCGAAGAAACGUGGAUAUUUGUGCGAUUGCAAAAGGGCAUUCGCUGCAGGCGAGAUCUCGGAGCGGAAAGAGCGAAUUACCAGAAGAACACGGCUGUAAUAACCGCUCCUUUUUCUCGAUGACACGUAAUUGCCCGAGAGGAGCACGUGAAAUAGCGUAUCAGAAGCGGAUAAAACGGUCUAUCAAACUCGUACACGUACGCGGACGUGUGUACACACUCGAACUGGUUCGUGAUCGAGGUGAAAAACGGGAAAUUAUAGGAAAUCGCGAACUACCGGCCGCAGGCAACGAUCCUGGUACACGAGCGAGGACACGAUCGAGAAUUGUAGAAAUUGAUAACCGUGAAGAAGUCACUCGCGCCGGAUGAAUUAUGUAUUUAGCGGAAACAAUGGAGCACGGUGACGUGCUCUGGUUACCGUCGCUGUUUUCUGGCUUUGGAACAUGUUCGAACGUGGUGACUGUGGAUUAAUUUGCUUGUAAUUCGUGCGGACAGACUUUGGAGAAGCUUCCUGAUGUUUAGCGAUGGGGUAUGCUUUGGCUGGAAAAAUGUCAGGCGGCGAGUGAACACAAUCGAUCAACGUGUAGGAUAUAAAAGUUCUCGUAUUCGAAAAGCUCAGCGAUAAUUUAGGGUACUGGGGAUACCAUAGGCAGGGUUCGUGUCAAGCUGGAUUGGGCGCUGCCAUGUCCAAGAACGGUGAGAGGCUGUUCAUCGGAGCGCCAGGAAGUUGGUACUGGCAAGGUCAGAUAUACUCGAUCAGCACCGCAUUGAGAUUGGAGUUCUUAGCGACGAUGUUUGUCAUCCCCGAAGCAGAUGCAUCAGGCCAAGCGUUUUCACAGCCGUUGAACAGCCGCGCGAGAAUAAUGUUCACGAAGGAAGGGCCAGCCACCGAGGACGAUAGCUACAUGGGUUACUCUGUCACGACCGGCGAUUUUAUUGGAAACGGUGACAGCGGCACCGCCGUCGGCGUACCUCGUGGCUCCGAUCUCCUCGGCAAAGUCAUUAUCUUUACCUCGAACAUGACGAAUCAUCGCAACAUCACCGGAGAGCAAAUGGGAGCUUACUUUGGUUACGCCGUUACUUCUGGCGACAUCGAUGGCGAUGGACUAGACGAUCUCAUAGUUGGUGCGCCUAUGUACACGGUGCCAGAUAACCCGGAAAUGACCAUCGAGACCGGAAGGGUGUACGUGAUCUAUCAAGGCGUUGGAGCUGAAAAAUUCCGCAAAGUUGACUCUAGGGACGGAGAGAGCAACCGCGGACGAUUCGGCUUGUCACUGGCCUCUCUGGGGGACAUCGACCGUGACGGUUAUGGUGACUUCGUGGUGGGUGCUCCUUACGGUGGUUUACGUGGUCACGGUGCCGUGUACAUCUAUCACGGUUCGUCAACCGGCGUUCUCGAAAAGUAUUCCCAGGUGAUCUACGCUGAAAACCUCGAUGUACCGGUGAACACGUUUGGAUUUUCCGUGUCUGGUGGCCUCGAUCUCGAUGGAAAUCGUUAUCCAGAUUUGGUGGUCGGUGCUUACGAAUCUGCCACCGCUAUAUUCUUCAGAUCCAGGCCAGUCAUCAAGAUGGAUUCGUACGUGUCCUUCGAUCUGGAGUCGAAGUUGAUCUCUCUGGACGAUAGAAAUUGUACACUAUCGGACGGCAGCAGAGUCACUUGCCUUCCUCUGAGAGCUUGUUUCAAAUAUAGCGGAGAAGGUGUUUUCUCGAGGCAUAAUUUCAAUAUUCAGUACGCCCUGGACGUGAAGAAGACAAAGAGUCCGAGAUUGUUCUUCUUGGAGCUGGAGGGAAGGAACACGAUGAAUCGAACGAUCAUGGUCGAUCGCGAACGACAGUUCUGUCGCACCGUUCAGGUAUACGUGACACCGAACAUUCGCGACAAGCUUACAUCCCUGGACGCCGAGAUGCGGAUGAGUCUCGACGAGGAACGCUACGAAGACACUCGACCGAGAGACCCUAGACUCUCCUUGCGUCCCGUUCUGGGCUCCACGACGUCCAGGAAGGACUCUCUGUCCAUCAGAAAGAACUGCGGCUCCGACAACGUGUGUAUCCCAGAUCUGCAGAUGAACGUGACAUCGAACGUGCAGAAGUACCUGCUAGGCUCCGGCAAACGGCUGCAGCUAGACGUGUUGGUGCAGAACAUGGGAGAGGACGCUUUCGAGUCGACGUACAACUUGAAACUACCCGCUGGUAUCGAUUACAUCAAAGUGGAGAAGAUCGAGACCAUGGGGGUGCCUGUUCAAUGUUCGGCGCCCAAACAAUCAAAUAACAAUACUCUUCGUUGCGAUAUUGGCAAUCCACUGCAGAAGAACGGAUUAGUUAAAUUCAGAGUAUUGUUGCAACCUGUCACGUCGCAUGGAAUGAAGCCGAUUUACGAGUUCGAAAUGGACGUGAACACCACCAAUCCUGAGAAUCCGUACACGACCGACGAUAAUACGUAUACCUUGAGAUUGCCAAUUUGGAUCGAGACCGAUCUACGAAUAGACGGUGAAAGUAAACCGAAGGAUCUGUAUUACAAUCCGGAUAAUUAUACCAGCGAGAUAAAUGUUACUACGGAGGCGGAGUUUGGACCAGCUAUGACGCACAAUUAUACUAUUCGGAACCAGGGCCCGUCGGACGUUAUCGAAGCGGAGGCUUUUCUUAUUUGGCCUGCUCAAACCUUGGCUGGAGACACGUUGCUAUAUUUGUUGGAGCAACCGGAAACUUCUGGACCCAUCGCCUGUGAACCUGCCAAUGCAAAUUAUCUUAGUCUGAAGCUGGACCAACGCAGAAGUAUGUACUGGCAUCACCCAGAUCCAUCGGGAGUGAUCCUGGACGAGUCCCAAUCAGGCAGAACGAUUAACGUGCAACGAGGCUUCGACAUGGAUAAAAGUAAACUGUCCCAGAAAGAAGAGUCCGAGAUCAACACCGGAGACAGUUCCAACAUCCAGAAAUCUCGUCAUUCCUCCUCCUCUUCGUCUAAAGCGAUCACCAGUGAAACAAGAAGGUUCCAAUUAUCCGACACUGGGAGCAAACCAGACGUUCUAAUCACCACCUACACUCAAAACAAUUCAGGGACCAGCUCUAUAAAUACGGCAGACUUAGCCGCUGGCAACAGAGGCGUGAUCUUUCACACGGAGUCUGGCGGUUACGGAGAGACGGCUACGUUGGGCGGUGGUUUCCGGCCCAGUGACGGUAACAGUCUAGGUGCAAGAGUACCAGACUUCGAAGGAGGCCAUGGAUCGUACGUGAACCAUUCGGAAACCUUCGUAAACCGCUGGGGUGAGACCAGCGUUUCUGGAGGUCGCUCGUCUUCGUCGGAUAAAUACGGCUCUAACGUAAACGAGAACGAUGAAAGCUACCAGGAGCUAUUGAGACAACGACAGGCACAACGUGAACGCGAGGAGGAGGCUCGAUUGGAGCGUCAGAGAAAAAAGGAACAACACAUGGCCGCGCAAAGACAACGAGAGGAGCAAGAACGUUUAUAUUAUCAGAGGAGACAGGAAGAAGAACGCAGAAGGGCGGACGAGGAGAUGAGGAAGAGACAGGAGGAGGAACGAAGACAACAGCAAGAAGAAGAGAUACGAAGGCAACAAGAGGAACAACGAAGAAGAAUAGAGGAAGAGGAAUAUAGGCUGGAGCAGGAGAAACGUUACGGCAGUUCCUCCGAACAUCGUGGAGUUCAGAGUGGUUUCAUCAGCGGUGAUCGAGAAGAAACUGUACGAGGAGGCGAAUUCGGAUUCCAACUACGUAACGUCAGCUCCACGCAGGAUCUGGCACGACUGUUUGGAUCCUUGUCGAAGUCAGCGACUGGUUACGAAUUGUUCAACAGACAGGGCAAGCAAUAUGUUCAGUUUAUGGGAAGAUUCCGAAAUUCUGCCGACAGAAGGGAGUAUAUAGAGUUCCAAGAUGGAUCUACGUUUCCUCUUCAGGACCGUUACGGAGGAGAGAGUUACGUUUCUGGACCUACGGAGAACAGAGACGGUAGAUUCUUGAAGAUAGAGGGUGAACUUCUGGUCGAUUCGAGCGGAAAAGGGUUCAUCGUGCUUAAAGAUGGUCGCAGAUUCCCUCUGCAGGGCUCGUUUACCUACACCGAGGAAAGAACCUAUACGUUGGAUCCAUAUAGUUACCAGGGAGGUAGAACCGGUAGCGAAUACGAAACGAAGGGUUAUAGUAAAUCCUGGAACGAAGAAUCUAGCCAAGCUGCUGGCAUAGGAAGCGACUACGAGUCCAAGUAUACCAGCACGCACGAGGAAAGAAGAAUAGAAGACAGAAGAGUAACUAGCAGAGUUUACGGAAGAGAGAACCGCGAUACUCCCGAGGAACGUUUGUCGACUAAGAUUCCAAAUUCCAACGAUGGUUCUAGAUUCAGACGAGAAAGCGAUAUGGUUAAUGUGAGGGAAUUUAAAAAAUUCGAGAAGCUCCAUAGAAUACCUAGGGAUCUUGAAAACGAUCCUUUAAUGCCAGAAGCAGAAUUCGGCGAGGAAGAUUACGAGAGCGAUCUAAGAAAGCAGGAACCGGUUAGUCUUUGCAAGACAGCCAAAUGCGUGAUGCUGAGAUGCGUUUUGGGUCCACUGAAGAAGGACCAGGAAGUUUGGAUCGGAGCUAGGUACAGAGUGGACGCAAGGACGCUGAAGAAGGUCGCUCUGCAGGAAAAAGUCAGGGUUUCGACUCGAUUGGAGGCACAAGUCACCAAGCAACCGUUCAUAGGCGCACCUGCCGAACAGGUGAUCAAGAGCCACGAAAUUAAGACGAACGUCGAGCCAAGCAUAACACCAUCUGCGCCGGAUGUUAUUCCGCUCUGGGUCGUGGUACUCUCUGCCUGCGCUGGAACGAUCAUUCUAUUACUGCUUAUUUUCCUGCUGCACAAGUGCGGGUUCUUUAAGAGGAAUAGACCGUCAGAUGCACCAGAAAGGCAACCAUUGAACAGGAACGGCCAUUUCCAGCAGGGUGACGACCACUGAGAAAAAGGGCCCAGUAUCCAUCGAUGGAAUUCAUUUCAAAUCUCGAAAGUCGGACUGAACGAACGAGCCAGGGAGGGCCUUUUAAUCCUCGAAUCUCGCGAAGGAACAAAUUUACCCACUGCCUGGAUCACGGCUCGUCCUAACUGUAAUACAGUCCCGUGUCAAGCAACACUGUGACUGAUAUUACGAUUAUUGUAAUUAACAAAAUCGCGAGUGCCUUUAUCUCCAGCCCCGAACGAGGAAACUGCUCGAGCAUUUUUACUUACAUCGAAUUACGAACGAAUAGGCGAUGUAAAAAAAGGUUCUGGGGCGAAUCUGCGAUUAUUUUCUACUGCCACUGAAUACUCCUUCCAGCUCCUGCAGCUCGAUCAUGCAAGUUUCUAGUCAGGAGACGUUUUUCUUUUUCUUUUAAUUAUUAUUAUUAUUAUUAUUAUUAUUAUUAUUAUUAUUAUGUCAUUUUUUAAUUACCUGUAAUUUACUUAAGCCACAUGCUCGUCGAUGAUUACGAGCGAAUACGAAGAUCGAUCGAACUGCCUCGAUGACGUGGAGGUCGAAGUGGCCUGCAGAUACACCUUGCAAUUUAUGGAAAAUAGAUUGCACUUUUUCACUCCGUGUAGAAUUUAUCAUAAUCUUUCCUUUUUUUUUUAAAGGAAAUGUCCGCUAUGGAGAAUUCUGAAAAAAUAAGAUCAAAGAGUGAACGAGUUUUUUUUAUUUUAUCGGUCUUGUACAAACGCUGAUUAUAUUCCGGGGCUCGAGCAAUUGCAAAAUAGUUGAGAUUACCAAGAGAAAAAUGUCUAGUUCUGUGUUGUAAAUAUACUAUAGUAUAUUUAUUCUGGCUUACCUGGUGGAAUAUUCAGAAUAAUAAUUUAUUAAUUCUAUUUUCCAUUAGAAGAACGUUUAAUCGGCUCGAAUGCUUCGAUUCACGUCGAUAGAGAUCUCAUUCGUCGCCGACAUCGGCAGUCGAUUUUAUAUUUGUUCUCCUUCUUAAAACAAGCUCGAGAACGGGAGUUUUCGAUUAUUUAUUAAAAUUUCUACAUUAUUAUAUGUAUAUGUAACGUAUGAUAGAGCGUCGUAACGUGAAACCGGGGCUUGCCCUGACUGUAUGUGUGUACAAUCUUGUAAAUUAUUAACUGUAUUACUAAAAACCGUUCAGAAAGUAACUUAGCUAACACAAAUUAAUAAUUGUGUAGGGAGCAAACGAAUUUCUGAAUAAGCGGGAAAGUAGAAACUGACUUGUACAUACAGACUUAAGGUGUAAUAUUAAAAGAAAAAAAAAAUAUAUAUGUAUAUUAAUUAAUAAUAUUAUUAAUAUUAAAGACGGUAUUUUAUUUUUAAACGUGGGUGAAAAAUCGCCUCUGAUAAAAUUACUUUAUCAAUUCUAAGAAAUCUAGAAUUUUUUAACGAGAAUAAUUUUGAAAAUAUAUGUCAUGAAAAUGGAGAAUUAAUUAAUUUUUCAUUGAGACCAACUAGUGAUCUCGGUGGGAUGAUCCCCCUUUAUUUCAAACUUAUUCCCUGUUUUAAAUAAAUUCGUAUCCUUGUAUCAGGAGAUUCGUCACAAUAUGAUGAGAAACGAUUAAUUUUUCAUAUAUCAUUUAUUAGAAAAAUCACAAUGACGUAACAGCAGUAGACAUAAAACAAAUGCAUGAUUAGCAUGAAUAUCAUACUCUCACUGUUGUUUCUACGAUAGUUGUAUGGAUCGUUUUUCGUUAGACCUGCGUUAAUUUGUAAAGUUACGUCGCGCAUAAAUGAUAAGAAAAUUGUUCCAGAUAUAAAAAAAUAUAUCUUUCGAUAAUCUUGA
Bombus terrestris (buff-tailed bumblebee) is the source of this 7337-nucleotide messenger RNA. It is a transcript of the gene if, whose product is annotated as integrin alpha-PS2. Gene Ontology annotation, molecular function: integrin binding. Lineage: Eukaryota; Metazoa; Arthropoda; Insecta; Hymenoptera; Apidae. The record is from RefSeq and is a predicted model, not a curated record. The transcript is spliced from 10 exons. Gene Ontology annotation, cellular component: external side of plasma membrane; integrin complex. Bases 1280 to 5539 code for a protein of 1419 amino acids. Gene Ontology annotation, biological process: cell adhesion mediated by integrin; integrin-mediated signaling pathway; cell-matrix adhesion.